Drosophila navojoa is the source of this 1494-nucleotide messenger RNA. RefSeq names its product Dorsal interacting protein 3 (gene Dlip3). Gene Ontology annotation, cellular component: transcription regulator complex; nucleus. Gene Ontology annotation, molecular function: DNA binding. The record is from RefSeq and is a predicted model, not a curated record. Lineage: Eukaryota; Metazoa; Arthropoda; Insecta; Diptera; Drosophilidae. Gene Ontology annotation, biological process: regulation of transcription by RNA polymerase II.
CGUUGGCAGCACCAGACACCAAUGAGCGUGCGCAGAGCGCGUAAAACAAAACUGAAAAAACAGUGAAGCCGAGAAGACAUCGCGCACAGAACGGUGUUUUUACAAUUACUACGAGAAAAUAAAUGUAGCCAUUGAUAUCACUGCGCAAUUUAGAGUGUUAAUCAAUGCAAAGAACGUGCGCCACUAUAGAGAGCUUAAUUCAAAUUAAGCCAAACUGCUGCUGCUGCUAUUGCAAACAUAAACAAAUACAAAAUCGCCGUGGAUAUCAAAGCUGUCAAAAUACCAACAAAAAGGAAAAUGAUAAAACGAGAAAUGCAGCGAUAUUAUGCAGAACGUGAGACAACUGGGCCCGAAUUCGAUGAUCGCCUUAUAAAAUUGGUUCGCGCCAAUCCUGCCAUUUACGAUGUGAGCCAUCCGCAUUACCGCCGAAAUCCCGUCAGAGUGGACAUAUGGGAUCGUAUAGCUAACGAACUUGGCGCUUCAUCACGAUUUCUGCAAACGAAAUGGAAGAACAUACGCUACAAUUAUCUACAAGAGAUUAAGGCUCUGGAAACAGGCCAGGUAAAUCCGAAUGUGCGCAAGCGACGCUUCACAGAGGAUCUAUCAUUUUUACAAAACACAGCACAAACGUACAAUGUGAGAAAGGCGCAGGCCUACAUAACCCAGACCAAUAAUAAUACAAGUAAUAAUAAUGGUGGUGGGAGCAGCGACAACGACAACGACAGCAACAGUUUUCUCUACCCAGAUCCGGAGCAUUUGCGAGUUGAUCUAACGGAGAACUAUGAUAUCAUUGAGCUGGACGAUGAUAACAGCGAAGAUGGCUCGACACAUGCGGGUGGUCACAGUGAUAACGAGAUUGUGCCUGAGCUCAUGGUCAUGGAGCCCAAGCCCGACGUCAACUUGCAGGAGUCGAUGUCUGUCAAUGGAAACGGCAGCACCGACAACCACAACGAUACGGAAGCCAACUCGCCGGCCUCCUCGCCGCUGCUCAUGCCCAUGGUGAUAAUGGGUAAUGUCGAUGAGGCGUCCCAACAAGACACUAAGUCCCAUGGUCAUAAUGAAGACAUCAAGCCGCAAUACCACAAUCAAAACGUUAAGACCGAACCCCAGUACAGGCAAAACAGCGCGUUGUCCAAUGGCGAGGUGACCAUAGAACCUAUAUAUAAGGCAGCACUCACGCGACGCAGUGCACCCGGCAAGGACAUUAUGGCUAAUGCGGCAAAGCGGAAAGCCAUGGCUGCUCCUGUACCCCGAUUAGCGCCAAUCAAUGAUCCCAUUGAGCUCUACUGCCUAUCACUGGUGGACACGCUACGCAGCAUGCCCAGAUCGGAGCGCGAGCGAGUCAAGUUCGAAUUUGCUAACAUUCUAAAGGACGCUAAGUACAAGGACGAGGCCUAAUCUUAAUUACAAAUCUGUUUCUCUGGGUAUUUACGCAUACGAACAAUUCUAAGUCACAUUAAAUGUAUAAUUUUUACAUAAUAUGCAAAUUAUAUA